GAUAUCCAUCCAUCAUGAGCCCUCCAACAGAUUUGAAGGAAGUCGUCGAUUCCGAGAUAAAGGAAUGGCACUUCCAUAUCUACUUCCACCAGCGUAACGCGGACGAGCACCAUGCCGCGCUUGAGCUGCGCGAUGCGGUCCUACGCCUUAGAAGGGAUGGGGCUUUCAUCGCAGUUCCUCUCUUCCGAGUGAAUACAGACCCGAUCGGGCCGCAUCCUGUUGGUUCAUAUGAGAUCUGGUGCCCAUCGGAGUCAUUUGCUUCCGUCUUUUCCUAUCUGUGUAUGAACAGAGGCAACCUCAGCGUUCUCGUCCAUCCAUUGACGCGUGAUCAGAGAAAGGACCAUGAAUUCCGCAACGCGUGGAUAGGGCCCUCGUUCCCGCUGGAUCUCUCUACGCUUCCCAUCAGGUCCGACGAGAUACCUCUGCAGUACCCUAGUCUCAAGCUAGGACAUUCCUCUACGGCUCCGACUAUGUCUUUGGAGGGCCGAAAGAAGAUCGGAGUAAGGAUGGAGCAGAUCUUGAAGGGCGAGAAGGAGGCUGCGAAGGCCCCGAGUGACUGAUCGCCUCGAUUUCUGCAGCCUCGUGCCUUCUCUUCUCUCCUGAUACCUGUGCAGCUUUGACUCGAAGAGGGUGCAGAAAAAGAUUUUGCUUGUCAUAAUCGUGUAUUCCUGCUGUAUAUCUCAAAUGUAUAACAACGAAUUAGGAUUGGAUCGAUGGCACCUGUGUCCGCU
Messenger RNA from Laetiporus sulphureus 93-53, 731 nucleotides. RefSeq lists its product as uncharacterized. Lineage: Eukaryota; Fungi; Basidiomycota; Agaricomycetes; Polyporales; Laetiporaceae. The transcript is spliced from 8 exons. The coding region runs from base 15 to 560 and encodes 181 amino acids. The record is from RefSeq and is a predicted model, not a curated record.